Molecule: messenger RNA, 1029 nt
Organism: Dendrobium catenatum
Lineage: Eukaryota; Viridiplantae; Streptophyta; Magnoliopsida; Asparagales; Orchidaceae
Exons: 1
Coding region: 18-827 (269 amino acids)
Source: RefSeq, a predicted model, not a curated record
GCGGCCACCCAGCUGCCAUGUACGAGUCCGUCGAUGUCGCCAAAACCCAUGAAAUCCUGGCCCGAUUCCGGCCCAUCGCCCCCAAACCCCAGCUUGCCCCUGGCCAGUUCCCUGCUGCUUCCACCCACACCCCCGCGUUCCAACUCCGCUCCCGCCGCUGCCGCUUCCGCAAGCGCGACCGCCCCCACCUCCCCGCCAAGCGCCAAAAAACCCCCACCUUUUUCCCUUUUCUCACUGCUUCGCCGCCGACAACCAAAACGCAGCCGCUCGUGGAACGCGACCUACUUCAGAAGCUUCAAGAACCCAAAAUCAUCGCUCCCCGACCCGUCCGGCCCGUUGGCUCCAGCAUCAGCGUGGGUACCAUAAACGAGCUAGCCGGAUUCUCCUCGCCUCAGCCCGCGGCUCCUUUGAGCCCCGAGGAAGUGGAAGAGGAGGUGGAGUCCGAGACACUUCCAGCUGUAGUAUCCGACUAUAAAAACAGAGUGCGGCUGGCGAACUCGGCGUACAAGGAGUUGGUCGGCCAGCCGGAGUGCAUGUGGUUGGACUCCAUGGUUUAUGGCUCCGAAUGCAAGGGGUUCGGUCUUCGACCGCUUUCAAGGAGGAUUAAUGGAGAGGUAAUGCUCGAAUUCCCAGGCGAUUCGGCGAGGCCUCCGCCAUCGUUGAAUGGGUUUUCAUGCAGGGUGAAGAUAGAGUGGGCAUGCAAUGGCCGGAAGGCUUUUGUUGACGCGCCUUGCGAUGUGAUUCGAGUUUACUGCGAAUCUAAGGAAUAUCUUUUCACUUGGAAAUUUCAUAUAGGUGAAGCUUAUAGAACUGGUUACGUAUCUUAGAUAAUCUGCGACGAUAGAUCUAUCUCUCUGUUCUGUUUCUUACCUUGGUUUACUUUGCUUUGUUUUUUUUUAUUAAAUAUGAAGAUGUACAUGAUCGGAUCAAGCUGAUGUGAUCAUAUUAGAACAUAUGUAAGCGAGAGCAGCUGUAGAUAUGUAUAAUUAGUAUAGAUAUGGUAAGUUUAUAUCUAUAUUGUAUAAUUAU